Messenger RNA from Episyrphus balteatus (marmalade hoverfly), 1830 nucleotides. RefSeq lists its product as uncharacterized. The transcript has a single exon. The record is from RefSeq and is a predicted model, not a curated record. NCBI's taxonomy places the organism in Eukaryota, Metazoa, Arthropoda, Insecta, Diptera, Syrphidae. Bases 32 to 1792 code for a protein of 586 amino acids.
AACUAACAGAGGAUAUCUACUUCAAAAUAAAAUGUUUUCCCGGAGGAAAACAGUUUGGUGGUUAGUGCUUCUAACACAAAUUCUAAGUACCCAUUCCUCUAAUUUAAAUAGUUUAAUAAAGAAAAUUAAUGACAAAAGUCAAUCUUCUACCGUUUUGUUUGUUGGAGUCGAUAAUGAUUAUGUGUCUAGUUUUAUGAAAAGUGAAUUAAACAUUCCGGUUGUAACAUUUGACAAUGAUCCUUCAGACAAAUUAGGUGGAGAAAAAUCGAAAUGUUACAGCAAUACGAUUUUGGUACUGACGGCUCCGAAAUGUUUUAAUAGUAUUCAAUGGAAAAAUUGGAUAUCAAAACUUUGUGAACGAAAAUUUGUCAUAAUUCAUUCAGAAAGUCUUGAAAAUCUUCAAAACAGUUUUGAAUUCUUUGCAACAAAUAAGUUUGUCGGAAUCUUCGGUCUAACGAAAUUGAACACUUUUGCUUAUUUACCUUUCGCUAAACAUAAAAUUGAAAUAAUUUUCGAAAACAGUUCACUUCCGAAUUCCUUAGAAAACCUAAAUGGGCUUAAAUUUCGUGCAGCUAUUAAAUUUGACGUUCCAAGGGCAUUCCUGUUCGUCGACGAAAAUGGCCACAGGCAUCUCGAAGGUUUGGCAGGAAAAUUAUUUAUUAGCUUCCUUCAGAAAUACAAUGGAACUUUUGAGGAAGUUUUUAUUGAAAACAUCGACACAAUUCGCGAAAUCAAUGGAAUCAAAAAUGGACAAAUUGAUGUUAGUAUUUGUGCUUCUAAUCCAACACAAGGAAUUCAAAUGAGUUAUCCACUGGAAAUGAUAAAAUGGACAAUUAUGGUACCAGUUAAUGGACAUUUGGAUCCGAAUCAAUACUUUACCAGACCGUUUUCUUCAACGGUAUGGUCAGUAAUUGGACUAACAAUAGUCUACAUAGUCUUUAUGGAAGUAGUGAUGAAUUAUGGCAUGGAACAGCCAUCAAAUAUUUGGUAUUCUUUCAGUCGAACAAUUCUGACAAUGUUAAGAAGUCCAAUUUCAGCAAAACCAAGAUUUGCCUACAUUUUCCACAGUCAAGUUCAUUUGUUUGCUUUUAUUAUUGGAAAUCUGUAUGUGAUUUAUUUGACAUCAUAUUUGACAGUUUUUAUCAAAAUACCACAACUCAACACGUUACAAGAUCUAGUUGACAACAAUAUAACAGUUAUGAUGUCUCAUUAUGAUUGGAGAAAUCUUUCACAUCCUCAAUACUAUCCAAAAGGUUUUGAGAAAAUUGUCUUCGAAGUCAAUAAUACAAUUUUAAAUGCAAAAAGAACUUCAAUGUCAAAUACAGAAUUUGCCUAUGCUAUUGGCAAUGAUGCAGCUGAAUUUCUGAUAAAUUUACAAAGAAAAUUUUCUAAACCAAAAUUUCGAAUGAUUCGUGAACAUUUAGAAUGUUUCUUUUUUGGAUUUGUGUUUGAAGAGCAUUCGGUAUUUUUGGAAAUAUUAAAUGAACAUAUUUUGCGAGUUUUGGCAACUGGAUUGGUUGAUAAGUGGACAGAUGAUGCUGUUUUGAGAGGAAUUCCACAUUUUAAAGAAAUGUAUCAAUCGCAAUAUUUGGAUGAUAGAACUCAACCAGCUUUAACUUGGCAUCAUUUGAUUUUUGCUUGGAAUUGUUUGAGGCACGGAUUGGCAGUGGCAAUUGUUGUGUAUGUUUUUGAGAUAUUGUAUGCUCGAGCAAUAUGGGUGGAUUUUCGAAAGAAAAUUCGGGUUAUUAAGAAUUUGUGGAGAGACGUAUACAAUAUAGAAUGGUUUAAGUAGAGCUUAUUUGAUAUUCAUAAAUAAGACCAACUAAAACU